UCCUCUUACAUAAUGCAAAAGCUUCAGUCUGCUCUCGGCGUUUUACUCUUUGAGAGUAAAAGAUUAGUAGUCGAACAAAUAAAAAGAGGGGAAACUCUUGAGGAGGAGGAGGAAGAGGGAGAGAGCUGGAUGGAGGUGGGCCGAUCUCUCAAAGUGAGGAGACUUAAAUCCCCCGACACAGCAGAGGAGGUUCCUUGCAGGAGGUGAAAGGAGGUUCAUGCGUGUGGGGUGAAUGAACCGGGAACUGACCGAGCUUCUGAACACCUACUUCAGCGAAUCUCCUCCAUAGUGACACUGGCAUCCAGUGGCGGGACUCUGCAAAUGAAGACACUCUGCGUCAGUGCAACAUAACAAAACAAUUCAAGCCACAGAAAUAUGUGCAAAAACAUAUUUUUUUUUUUCUUCUUCCACUUACACCCACUCACCGCAGUGAGAUUUUGACUUGUGCUGCCCUUGGAUGAUGAGUUGUCAUGAUUAUUGCUCAUCAUGUAUGAAAAGGAAGGUUGUGUAGAUUCCAUGUAGGCCUCUCCCAGCAUGCCUCGACUUGCUGAUGAGCACAGCAGAAGGCUCAUUAGCUUGUGCUCCUAAUCACUUGGUGUUAUUCCUACAAGAACAAUUUGCCCUCUUGUGGAAACAGCCUGAGUUUAGUGGGCCAUUUCAUUAUGUGACUUGGUAGACAUAGUCCCCUAGAUCACCAUGCACACAACUUGCCACUAUUUCUGAAUACAUUUUGGUAUAUUACUGGGUUUACUGUAAAGAAAUGAGCUACACCAACUACUGGGUUGUGGACUACGACCUCUCCUCUCCGGCGCCGCCCAGCUUCGCCAGGGGUCCCACGGUGCUCCAGCCCAUGGCGGGACACCCCGAGCAGGCCACGGCUUUGUGUUUCGUGGGCCUGCUGGUGCUCCUGCUGCUCUUCCUCUUGGUCCGCUGCGUGCGGAUCCUGCUGGACCCCUACAGCAGCAUGCCGGCGUCGUCGUGGACGGACCACAAGGAGGGUCUGGACAGAGGACAGUUUGAUUAUGCAUUGGUGUGAAGGCAACAAAUGGUGCAGAUGAGACAAAUUGGAGCUGUUGUAUCAUAUCAUUCAGGAGUCCAUUUUCGAGAUAAUUUGAAUCUUUAUUGCAAUUACACAGUGUACAAAGCAGUCCAGGAGAGAAAUUUGUCCAAAGACCCCCUCACAAUCCUAACGCCAGUUAAACAUAACUACCAUGUGUAUAACUAAAUGCAUUAUGAAUUAACAAGUUGCCUAUUUUUGAUAGAAAAGUCGUAAUGUAACUAUAACAAAUGCAUAUUUCAGCAAAAAAAGGCAUAUUUUUCCAAGUUGAAAUAUUAUGAUAUACAAGUCAAAGUUUAACGAGGGAAGUGUCAUAUUUACCAGGUAAAUUUCAAAACUCGUAAUUUUAUGAUAAAUUUGGAGUUUUAUUGAAAAAAAAGUAAUAUUAUUUACAAUAAAGUUGUAUUAUUUUAAUUUUUUAGACUUUACAAGAACAAAUACAUGUUUUGUCAGGGUGAAAGUUUGUACUCUGACAAGAAUAAUUUUUUUUUUUUAAUUUUUUUUUUAUUUAUUUUUUUUUACAAGUAAUAUUGUGAUAUUAAAGUCCAAGUUUAACAAGUGAAUUUAAAAAAAAAAACUUUAUUUCCAAAAUAUUGCACAUUUUAUUUCUGGAAAAGAUGCCGUUAUCUUAUAAUAUAAUAGAAAAAUAAACAUUUUGUUCUUGAAAAAGAAUAGGGUUUUAAUCCUGUGUACUCAUCUUUUGCUCUAUAAUAAUAAUAAUAAUAAUAAUAAUAACCCAUCCUCAUUCAUGCCCAAACAUACUCAACAGUCUAAUUCCUUGGGUACAGGGACUCUCUCUAGUGGUACUGUAUGUGAAAGAAUCACUGCCAACGCAUGGUUCUGUUGCAUUAACUUUAACUUGUAAUUUUUAAGUUCAAUACAUUUGCAUUUGCUGUUUAAAAACUUUUGUUUUUAAACAUUUAUUUUGAUACAAUUUUUAGUUAAAAUGUUUUGUGCAAUACAUUUUCAUUAAAUCAUUAUUUAAGUUAAAAAAAAGUGUCAUAUUCCUAAGCGCAGUUUAAAUGUUCAAACAGUGCAUAAUGUUAGUAGUUUACAGUAAGAUCAAAUAGAAUUUUCUCGGAAUCAAACUUCUUUUAAAUUUCAUGAGCACAUGGGCCUACUACGUGACUGCAUUUCAAUGUUAAUUAUAAUGGUACUUAACAUUUUUUUAGGCUGCACUUUGUGCAAAAAAAACAAACAAAAAAAAAACAUUGGCCUCAUCAGUCAUUAGGCAAUUUUAAGCAAGUCACAUGAAAAUAUGUUGUAUUUGAAGUUCAUACUGGAACUAUUCUCUACAAUGUAUAACUUGUAUAGCUGUAGUUUCAACGUGAACUGUUCAGGUGACGCUCAGGUAGAAUUCUAUUGACCAAAGAGUGCACCAUUAAUGGGAUGCUUUUCUAUCUGUAAUUUCCCUGAUUGCUGUUAUAAAAUGUACAGUUUAUGAUGCGUGACGAUCGUUUAUGGUUUUGCUAGUCCAUUUAAGUGGCCUGUAAUGUUCAAAAUGGAUGCACAAUCCAAUGAGAUCCAAUUCCAGAGCUGGAUCGAAAAUGUUAUCUUUGCAAAAAGACACAAUGUUCACUUUUGGCAAACAUUCAAAUAUUGGAUUUCAUUAGGUUGUGCAGGUGUACCUAAUGAAAUUUUCAGGUGAGAUAAUGAUCGCUUUAAAAGCAUGUAAGCCAGUCGUCCAAUCCUGUUUUUCUUGUCCUCAGUGAGUGCACCAGCCAAAUAUGUUCAACAGUGCCUGUAGAAAUGAGACCAUGUGUUGUUGCCACAACUAUUUUGUACCCCUUGUUUUGUAAAAACUCUUCUGCCCUUUAUGCAAUGUGAUCCUAAAAGAUCAUUUUUAAAAUUUAUUUUUAAUUUUAAUUUUUAAUUUUAUUUGUUUUUUUUUGCAAUGGAAUGUGUUUCCUAUAUGAAAAAUAAAACCAGUUUAGUAAAAACA
This is a messenger RNA of Phyllopteryx taeniolatus (common seadragon), 2999 nucleotides long. Its product is annotated as cortexin-1. Bases 761 to 1036 code for a protein of 91 amino acids. The transcript has 2 exons. The record is from RefSeq and is a predicted model, not a curated record. Lineage: Eukaryota; Metazoa; Chordata; Actinopteri; Syngnathiformes; Syngnathidae.